This is a messenger RNA of Haliotis rufescens (red abalone), 1491 nucleotides long. RefSeq names its product sushi, von Willebrand factor type A, EGF and pentraxin domain-containing protein 1-like. The annotation marks the transcript as partial. Gene Ontology annotation, biological process: signal transduction. Gene Ontology annotation, molecular function: protein binding. Gene Ontology annotation, cellular component: cell surface. The transcript has 7 exons. The record is from RefSeq and is a predicted model, not a curated record. Lineage: Eukaryota; Metazoa; Mollusca; Gastropoda; Lepetellida; Haliotidae.
UGUACCGAUGCCCCUCAAGUUAUUGGUGCAGUCUGUGGUCUUCUGUGUGGCAAUGGAUACAAACUACAGCCUGGGGUGAAGACGGUCACGUGUUUGGAUAAUGCAACUUGGACAGCACCACCAUCAUGCAUAGAGAAGAAGUGCCUGGUUCCGCAACAUGUGACCAACGGACACCUCAGCUGUAGCACCACCUCUGUCAGGACGGGCACCUCCUGUAGCUUGUCCUGUGAGUCCGGGUUCGGGCCCAGCUUUGGUAUCAGAGAGAGGACCUGUCAGUCUGAUGAGACGUGGUCGGAGUCAAUCACCUGUGUAGACACAUCACCUCCCGCGAUCAUCAACUGUCCUCCCAGUCAGACUCAUUUCCUCAAAGCAAAUGAAACAAGCAUCAACAUCACGUGGUCAAAGGUCAAGGCUAUCGACUCACCAAAAGGAGACUUCGUGAAUGUGACCUUGACUUCCAGCUUGCGACCCGGAAGGGCUUAUCCAGCAGGGAACUAUACGGUGAAAUAUGAUGCCAGGGAUAAGUCAGGAAAUAAGGCCUAUCCAUGCUUCUUCACCGUGUCGAUAUCAACUUGUCCAAGCGGGUCCUAUCUUGAUGUGUCAAGGAACAAAUGUGUUCUGUGUCCUACUGGAACAUACCAGGAACAUGAACGACGUCUCACGUGUGUUCCAUGUCCUUCCGACUUUUCGACAGCGUCUGAAGGGUCAAAUUCCUCGUCCAGAUGUAGAGCCCAGUGUGUCCCUGGCAGCUUCUCCUCUGAUGGCGUGGAACCCUGCUCUCUGUGCCCCAUGGGAACAUACCAGACUCGGCCAGGAUCAAAACAGUGUGACGCAUGCCCAGUGGGGAUGGUGACGAAGACAACUGGGGAAAACGGACCUGGAUACUGCAUAUGUCCCCGAGGUAACUACGUGAUGGACUUCUUGCUUGUGAAGAAAUGUGCGCCUUGCCCCAAAGGAACCUACCAAGACCAAGAAAACAGUCACAAGUGCGUGUAUUGUCCCUGGGGUCUCUCAACAUCUGCAGGAGGCUCAGUCUCAAAGACGGAUUGCAGAGGUCCGUGUCUGCCCGGAAGUUCUUCCUCUGACGGCCUUCAGCCGUGUACUCCUUGUGCAAGGGGGUCGUAUCAAAGCUCACCGAAAAAAAAAAGCUGUGACCCUUGCCCUCAAGGUCACACAACCAAUGCUACGGGUGCUUUAAGGGCGACUGACUGCACAGUGACUGGUAUCUAAAUACAAUAAAUAUAUGGUGUUACAUGAAAUACAGAAUCAUACUCACACAACGUGGUGUUUUUAUUUUUUUUAUUUUUGGGGGGUGGAGGUGUGUGUGGAGGUGUGUGUGUGAAAAAAAUAAUUUGUCCCGACAAUACUUAAAAAAUAUAAUUGUGCUUCAUUUUGAUGGAAGAAAAUAAUAUAUGGUUUUGCAGCGACAUCUGCUAAAGAGCCGGUUUCACUACAAAAUCCAAAGCUCUCUCUCAACAUAUGGUAUAGCGU